Molecule: messenger RNA, 3101 nt
Organism: Meleagris gallopavo (turkey)
Lineage: Eukaryota; Metazoa; Chordata; Aves; Galliformes; Phasianidae
Source: RefSeq, a predicted model, not a curated record
GGGCUUUGGAGGCGGACAGGGAAGGCUUUUUUUCUGCCGCUGCAGGGACACGAGGUGCGGGCAGAGCAAUUCUUUAACAUUUUCUAUUAUUUAGCCUUUCAUAUUUAGCAUUUUUAUUAUCCCUGUUGUGCCAGGACAGGGAAGAGCGGGGUGUGCAGCCUGUGUUCAUCACUGCAGCUGUCCUGCAUCCUACAGCCAGCCCAGUUUUUGUGAUGCCUGAGCAAGAUCUGACCCAGGAAGGCAAACAGAAAAGCACUGGGUCCUCCUCCCUUCCCCUUCCCCAUCCCAUCCUCUUCCCUUUCCCAUCCCUCCCAUGCUGCUGUUUGGGGGCUGUGACUCCUCCCCAUUGCUCACUUAGCACCCAUUCCAAUAUGCAGUAGCUGAUGGUGAUGUUUACAACCUUUUGGCUUCCUUUUGUGUUCCGCCCCCGUUUUGUCUCACCAGCCUUUUUUCUUUCUGUCCUUAUCAGCAGAUGAUUCUUAUUAUUAGAUCUGUCUUUUUCCAGCGACAGUUUUGCGUUUUCACUUUGGUUUUAUCACCUGACAUAAAGCCUUUUGUCCCCAUUUGACAAUAUUCAUGCAGAUAAAUCUUUAAAUCAGGAAAUAAUUCAGUCUUGGCCCUUUCUAAACCCAUUUAGGUUUAGAUUUUUUGUAGCAUUCAGCCGAGACACGCUUCCAGAGCCAUAACACAUCUUGAAGUGCCAACAUGCCUUAAAAUCCAGAAAAUUGCCCCAAAAUAGGCAUGACUCAUCAAGCACCAUAGUGGGAAUGAUUUGCUUGGAUGACCCCGUAGGUAAGGAGCCAUUUGUUGGACACCACCACGUCGUUUUUCACAGCCCUGUGAGCGCAGCGUUUUGAAUUUCACUCCAGACAUUCCAAAUUUGGAGAACUCAAAUGGCAAAGGUGAAAUGGGCGUCAGCUCUCCGGGAUGAAGGAAUCUCUCCCAGGGUUUUCUGCUGGAUCACAGCAGGAGGAUUUGCUUUCCUAAAGCAUUGAGUGACGUGAAGAGCCCAAAUCGGAGCCAGCGGCCACAUUCUUCCAAGGGAAAACCCUUCGGGUGCCCCUACGGUUCCCUUUCUAUCACCAUAACAAACCCCUUCUCCAUCCACUCAUCCCCUUUUGGAUUUGGAGGUUGACAAAUCCCUUCUGAAAUUCUUAUAUUGCACACAUGUCCUUCUUUCUUUACUUCUGAGGCAGCAAAGAUCUCACAGUGAUUUAAUUCUGAGUGAGAUCAACAACCUUAGACAUCCUUUAUUAACUUCACAUCGUUUCAUGAUGGUCAGCAGCAAAAAAAAAAAAAGAAAGAAAGAAAAGGAAUAGGAGUUUAUCUGUGGGAUUGCUCUGCAUUUUCGUGCUUGUUUGGCUGAUUGAAGGAAGCUGGGAGGAAAUGUUGUGAAAUAAUCCCAAAUGCUGAGAAAUUGUGAGUAGGGGAGGAGGUGCCCUCUGUCCUGAUGAGCAGUAGAGACAAAACAGAAAGGAAUAGGCAUGAGCUCAUUUUGUAUCUCUUUAUUUUAGGGUAUUGCUAACCGGUGCUGUCACAUUAUUUGGGGUCAGGAGUGGCUGCUGCCCCACUGGUGCCCAAAAAAACCAAUGCUGCCCCAUUUGGGAUUGGGGUCUGCUCACAGACCACAUCCUCUAACCAACCCAUGGCUGAUAGCAGAGAGGUGACCAGGUCAACUUUAGGGCUUUCUACACUUCUCUGCAGAAACCUGUUCCUGUCUAUAUAGGGAUCCCCAUCCCUCCUUCCAUCCUCGGCAUUUAGGUAGGCUAUAAUUAGGCUCUGGGAAAGUCCCCCCGCUGCCAGCACAGCUGUCGUGCCUGCAAUGAUCCUUCCAGCUCUCUGCGACACACAAACCCUCCAGCAAUCCUAAAUACCCAUUUCCUGCCCUCCUGGGACAAACUGGGAGCUGCCAAAAAAUCUCCAGCCCCCCACGGACGUGACCAUCACAGCACCAAGGAGCAAAGCAAACGCAACGUGAUUACGGUGCAGGUGGACAUUUGGAAGUGGUUGAUUGGGAAGAGGACGUGAUGAUGGCAUCAGGGAAGAGGAACGCGGAUCUUGAAGAAUGGGAUGCAAAAAUCAGGAAGCUAACAGAAGAUUUUGAAGAGAGUGACACGGAGCUCGAGGAAUGUGACACAGAAGAUGGGGAACUCAUGGCUGAGAUUGACAACCUGACUGCAGAGCUUGAGGAACGUGAUAGGAAAAUCAGAAAGCUCACAUCAGACCUUGGUGACGUUGACUCCAAGCUCAAGGAACGCGAUAGGAAAAUCACCAAACUCUCAGCAGAAAUACGCAGACUGACUGCAGUGCUGGGGGACCGUGACUCAAAGCUCCGCAAACUGACGGCAGAACUCGCUAAGUGCGAUGCAACCAUCAGACUAUUUACAGUGGAGCUCGGAGAGCGUCACACCAAAAUAGGGGAACUCACUGCAGAAGUUGGGGACUACAGUAGGAAACUUCGGAAACACGCGGCAGAACUCGAGGAACGCGAUCUGAAAAUCAGGGAACAGGAAGCAGAGAUAAGGCGCCUCACUGAGCUGCUUGAGGACCGCGAUUCCGAUGCCCGAGAACAGGACGUCCUCAUUAGGAAACUGUCAGAAGAGCUCGAGGAAUUAAGGGGUCAGGAAGUUGAGGAGAGUGAACCAGAGAGGGAAGAACAUGAUGCCAAAAUUGGUACGUGUCCAUCUCCUCCCGUAUUUGUGGUGUCUUCAGGAAGUCUGGUGGUGUCGUUUGGGAUUGAUUGGGUUGAGGAUUUGUUUGUGAUGGAAUCUGGGGGAGGAUUCAGGUGCCCAAACACAGCAUCAGGUCCCAUCUCGUGUUCUCCUGUGGGCUUGGAUCCCUGGAUACCUAAGAAUACCUGAAAUCCAUAAUAUCCCAUUAGAAGUAACACACCCAUCAAUGAUAUAUCCACAGAAUACAAGGGAAUAGACUACAUUUACUUUAGAUCCCAUUUUCAGGUUAACCAUGGAAAAAAUACCCAAUGAUUGAAUGUCACAAUUCAGGGAUCCCAUGUGCGAAAUCAGGACUUUUACUUUAAUUAUAAGAAAAAAUGAAAUUCACUGUUUUUAUUCUCUUCUAAGUUGAACUCUCCGCAGAAGUUG